AUGGUGAGAGUGCUUGACGGGGAAAGCCCUGGCGGGGAAGGCGAGAUACGGGAACACACCAAGGCUCACGGCGUGGUAGCGCACGGCGGGUGCGACCCAGCAGUUCUAUGCUCGUUGGGUGGAGAGGCUGUGGGCGGAGAGCGCUUGGCGGGGAAGCGAGGCGGGGAGCGCGAGACGGGACCUUACGAAGGCGCACGGCGUGUAGCUCAUCGGCGGGGUGGCCACAACAUUCGGUAUGAGGAGUUUGAGAUGCCAGCCAAAGGUCUGAAACACAUGAAUUUGGGGUACAGCAAGUCGGAAGACGAGAAGGCAUUCGUUGGCGGAGACGAGCUCGGCACGCCGGAGUCGCUGCCCGAACCGGAGCGGCCACCGCUGCGCCACAUCGACAAGUACGUGCGGCCCGAGUGCCCGUGCCUCACCAAGCGCUACACCGUCGCCCUCCUCACGUGCGUCGGUUUCAUCAUCUCCUUCGGAAUGCGUUGCAACAUGGGCAUGGCAAAACUACAAAAAAAGCACGGGCACGUGCGCUUCAACUGGACCGUCUCGGUUGAAAGUGCGGUGGACUCGUCCUUCUUCUGGGGCUACUUGAUCACCCAGGUCCCUGGCGGCUUCCUUGCUUCCAUGUACCCCGCCAACAGGAUUUUCGGCACAGCUAUAGCAAUUUCCUCAUUCCUUAAUUUACUCGUUCCUGGAGCCACCGAGCUGUCCCCUGCAGUCGUCAUCAUGGUCAGAAUUUGCCAGGGGCUCGUGGAGGGGGUGACGUACCCCGCCUGCCACGGCAUCUGGCGGUUCUGGGCGCCGCCUCUCGAGAGAUCGCGUCUCGCCACCCUGGCCUUCUGCGGCUCCUACGCCGGGGUGGUCCUGGGCAUGCCGCUAUCUGGAAUCCUAACCGGGGAGAUCAGUUGGCAGGCUCCGUUCUACUUCUAUGGCCAUGCCCACCAUGGCCACUACGCCGUGGAGGUCCUUUUUCACCUCGAUGCCGGUGUACGCGAUUAUCGUGGCCAACUUUUGCCGGUCGUGGAACUUCUACCUUCUCGUGCUCUUCCAAGCUUCUUACCUUCAAAAUACAUUCAAGUUCAAAAUUGCGGAGGUUUCAAUGUGAACCACCUGGACAUUGCACCCCGCUACGCCAGUAUCCUCAUGGGGAUGUCGAACGGCAUCGGCACCAUCGCAGGUCUAAUCUGCCCCAUCGCCAUCGACAACAUUACGAAGGAUCAGACGCGAGACGAGUGGAAGACCGUGUUUAUUAUGGCUGCAACAGUCCAUUUCAUUGGUGUCACAUUCUACGCUUUGUUUGCUUCUGGAGAAUUGCAGCCUUGGGCAGAGCCACCACCAGCAGAGGAGAAAACCAGUUGGAACCCACUGGAAGAGGCCUUCCAAGCAGAAGGAGGGUCUGCGGAAGGUGAAGCAGCACAACAAACACAAUUAAACAAUCGAGCUGUUAACUAUGGAGCAGUGGAACAAACAAUUAGCGGGCAUCCUCCUCCUCUAAGUAAUCACAUAGAAGCAGUACAGCCAGAAACUAAAGACAGCUAUUACAACUACAAUGCUAUGCAAGAUGGUGCGUACUGAAUUCUUCAGCAUAGAGAUGAAUUACGUAAGACUGCAUCAUUCAUUAGUAUGGCAAUAUUGAAAUAAAAUUUAAUUUUUGUGAUAGUGAUGCAGUCUGUCAUGGUCAGCUUUUUUCAUGAUUUACCUCUCAUAACUCCUUUGUUAGAUCAAUAAAAGCUAGCUUUUUUUUAAUAUUCCUAAUACUAUAUUUGUUUAGAUACAUUUGAAGGGUUGUAAAAGAAAAGUGUAAAAGAUUCACGGCAUCCAACAACUAAUUUUGUACUCUUCUUGUAGUAUAAAAAUAUGCAUUGUAAGUUAAGUGUAAUUUAUUUGUGAUCUCAAAUAGCUGUCUUUAGUCUCUUAAGGUUGCAAUAUUAAUAUUAAUUUCUUGCUGGCCAUGAUUGCACCUAUAAUAGAAUUGUAAAGUAAAUUCAAAUGAUUGAACAGAAUGUGUGUAUUUUUAUGAAUGUACCUUUGUAAUAAUUUGUUAAGAUAAUUUUGUUAAUAGGUAUAUUUAAACUACUAUGGAAUUAUUGUUUUUUUAUUAAAGGAAUGUAUAUGAAUCAGUUACAUAUAUUCAAAGUAUUUAUGACAGUCCAUAAGAAAACAUUGGACUUUGUUUUUAAUUUCUACAGUUGAGAAUUUAGUUAUGUAUUGUUUUAAUAUGAAAUAAAACAUAAAAAAUUAUGCAAUUCAUUACAAGAACCUUUUUAGCUAACAGACCUCAACCAUCGCUAUUAUCCAGAAACCCAGGUUAUCAUCAACCUUGAAAAUGUCUUUCAUAAUUUCCUAAACGAAUUACUUUAAAAUAAUGAUCAUCAUAAAACUGGGAUCUUAAAUGGUUGCAUCUUUUAAUUCCUUUGAAUCACCCGCCAAGAAAGAUUUGCAAUUCUUAGUAAAUAUGCACAGGUUAGCCAACAAGCUACAACACACCAAUUACACAGUGAUGUAAGAAAAUAACUUUUCUUUGGCAUUGCAUCAUAAAUACUUUGAUAACAACACAUUAUUAAUGUACUAGUUUGUGUUUUAUAAUUUUACUCUUUACAAAUUGUAAGUUAUAACAGUAUAUAAAUUAGUGUAAUGCUGUUGGUAAUAUGUCGAAACUUUUUCGGUACAAAACACGAAUGACAAAACGUGGGAAUGGUAGGUUAUGUUUCGUGUGCGUGCGCUUUGUCCACGUUCGUAAGUAUUAUCGUAUUUUAUUGUUUAUUUUAGAUCCAGGUCCAUUUAUUUAUUGCCUAAAAACUGUUCUUCGACAAUGCCAGUUCAACCGUCAAUGGUAGAACAAAUUGUAGAUCGACAGUUGUCUGCAGUGUACAUAUUCGUUCAAAAAAUUAUUGUAGUAGUUUGUAUACUUUACGUUUAGGCGGGAGCAUGAACGUGUGCUUGUGACAUACGCAUGUGUCGAUAACGUUUACGCCUCAUAUUUUACUAUUACAAUUGUUUGGUAUGCUGAAUCCCAUCCUGUGUAAGGGUACGUCAGUAAUUCCGGUAUUAUAUUAAAAUAAAAUUGUGUAGAAUUAUUUUUCGUAGCAUUGAAAACUGUUUACCAAAAGUAUUGGGUAGUUUUACUUUGACUUGGUCUCAUUCUUCUUUUCUUCAUUCUUGUUAAGUAAGUAGUGUUUUGGUACCUUUGUUAAUCAUUCCUUUUUUGUUGAUAUCCGCUGAGGAAAUGUAGAGUAUUUUGUUGUAAGAAUUUGUUAAAACAUUGAUGCUUCACAUCAUACAUUAUUAAACAUGUUCCAUAUCCAUUUCAUUCUUGAAAUAAUUUUAUGAUCCAUCAGUGAUAUUCAAAUGAUAUGUAAGAAUGUACAAGUAAGGAAUCCUGAGUAACAACAAUUAAUCCAUUUGUUCAUGGCAUCUUUAUACAUCUUAUGUGAAGUAAUCAGUGAUGUUUACAGUUCUGAAAUAAAUCAUAGAUUCUAAUAUUUUCGUGAUUAAUUUAUAUUAACAUUAUUACAUUACAUCAAGAAAGCUUUGAAGAUGUAGAAAUUUGUACAUAUUUUAUGAAAUUUUUAAUGGUGCAUCUUUAUUUUGAUAUCAAAUAUUUCAGUAAAACAUUAAUAUUUGUAUGUGCUUUGAGUGCUCUGCUUUUUUCUAUGUACAUGUAAAUAAAUAAAUAGCAGCAUUCAUGAAUUGUGUACCCUACACAGAGGUGCAAUUAUUUGUUAUCCGGUGUGAUUUUCGUUAUGUUUAGUCAUAAAUGUUUGCGUCAUGUUCUUCAUGCACUGUAAUGUUUCCCAUUUUUUCUUUAUUUUCAUAUUUUAUGUUGAUAAAUACAUUGAAAAAGUUUAUGCUAUUAUUCUAUUUCUUGUUUUGAAUGCAUAGUGGAACAAACAUUCUGGAAAAUGUCAUCACGAUAUAAUUUUAUUUAUUUUUACAAAAUUUAAUUUAAGAAUAAUGUAUAUCCUUGUUUUUCAUCAUUUAUGAAGAUUUCAAAUAUCAAGGAUGCAGAGUAAACUUUCCACAUUAGAAAUAUAUAUCAAGAAAAAUUAAAAUUACAUUGUUUUCUGAUAUGAAUCGAAUAACAUCAGUCAGAUGUUUAGAGUAAACUAAAAUAUUAAUAAGUAAACUGUUUUAGAAUAAUUGUAAUUAAAUUUGGUUUUUAUGUUUUUGUAAGUGAAAAGGUCACAAUGGCUUACAUCUUUUAAAAUUUUAAAUAAUUUGUCAUAAAUUUUCGCAAAAGUUGAUAUUAUUUAACAAUAUUACUUUAUCCACAAUAAUGUUCAAAUUUUCUUUCUUCAUUAAUAAGAAGUUGAGAGAGUGUAUUUAAAUGGAGAAGUAGAAAUUAUGAUUGCCUUCAGAUUUUGAAUGUUUAAACUGUAACUGAAAAGUUCAUAAUAUAUUUGACAGAAGCCCGUAUACACUGUUACAUUUACUAUUGUUGAGACUGUAUUGAUGUCUGUCAUCUGAAUCACAUUUUUGAAAUUGAAAUUAUGCCAAUGAUGUAUCUAAUUGCCAUUAAUUAGCUGUAAAUUGUGAGUGGAUCUGUGAUUAUAUCAGUACCUCAUUUUAUGUUCUGCAUCUCAACAAUAAGUAGUUGUUAAUGUUUUGCCUAACACUCCUUUCAAAUACAUAUGAUGAUAAUGUUUACAAGUGUCUAAAUAAAAUAAUUUAAAUCUGCUGGAAGAGAAAUCAAAUAGUAGUAAAUGUGUUGAUCAGAUUAACAUUGUUCUCUAGCAGAACAUAAAAUGAGUAAAUGAAUGUUCAGAAUUGUUAAUCUUGUCUUACACAAGUGUGUAUUGUUGUUAAAGAAUUAAUUACUUCUUACAUGUUAGCAUUGUAUAACUUUGAAAUAAUUCAUGAAGCAUAUAUUUGACCAGUUGAUUCAGAAUUCAAUUAUUCAGUGUCUGUAGUCUAUUACUUCAAGAAAUUUUAAUACAGUAUGCAUGUAAUAUUAGAAGCCUUUGAAAAGUAUUGUUAUAAGAAAUAUGCUCUAUUUUGAGAUUGCUUUGUUGUUUAAAGCCUAAAGAAAGUAGAAUUUUGAAGCUUUGGAGCAUGUGUAAUAAAAGUAUAUUACGUGAAAAGAAAUAUCUACUCUGUAUGAAUAAUAUGCAGUUAUAAGUUAAUCCAGUUAUGUGCAGAAACUUUAACUUUUAAUUUACUAUUAUUUUCUGCGAACAACAUAUUUUUGCUUCCAUAUGCUUCUGCAUUAACUCUCGUUAAUGUAGAGGCUUCAUGUACGAACACUGUAUAUAUGUAGAUUCAUGAAUUAAAUAUAUAUAUAAAACUAUGUAAAUAUUGUAGAAUAUUUGUGUGUAAUAAGUAAGCAUUGUGCUUUUUGUUAUUCAAUGCAUGAUAACCAUACUUGCUUUGUAGUUAAUGUAUUCCUGUUUACUUUCGAUGUUCUUGUGUUCUCAGGUGGUAAAUUAACUUAGUUUUUGUAGAUGUUUCAUUGUAAUUGGACUGAUGAUUCUUGUUAAAAUAAUUUCUUACAUUUAUUCUUUAGUAUCUAAAGUGUUAAUUUGGUGUUUAUUUUGAACAGGAAAUUUAAUUUCACAUAUUUUGUGUACAUAUGUUCCUUUAUCUACCUACAUGUCUUUACUUAUCGUACAUUCUUUGUAUUCUCUUGAAGAGGAUUGCUGUUGAAAACUGUCAUAUUUCUAAAGGUUAGCAAGAUAUGCAGUUAUUUCUCAAGAAAUAUCUAGAUAAAAUGGCUUGUUUCUUUUAAUAUGUCUACAUUUUUAAGAGUAAGAUACAAUUUUUCCAUUUCCCUUAAUGAGCCCUCCAUAUCUCAAGGAACUUAAUGGUAUUCAUACUUAUAUUGGUAUGAACUAGUAUCCACCUUUCAUAAUCCAGUAGUGUAACUGUAAUUAUGUGCUCUUAUACUGAGGCAUUUAACCAUAGUGAUGGCUUUUAGAUUUAUGAACAUGAUGUUGAUGUAUAUAACCCAUUGGUAAGAAAUAACGUAGAUUUAAAACUGGUGCCAGCUUUUCAGAUACCUUAAAAAAUCACAUCCCCAGACAGAAUUAUAUAAAGUAUAUGAUCAGGUUAUUGGAACAGAGUUGAAUUAAAGUGAAUUGAAACCAGUUGCUAAUGUAAUCAGAUUUAAUUGACAUCAUAUAUAUGAAGUCAGAACCAAAUUGGUUGUGUCAAUCUUAUGCACAUCAUUAAUGUAUGCAAAAAGUUAAGAAAGAUUUUAUAUAAACUUUAGAAACAUGUAUAAAUAGCAAACAUGCUUAUGUCAUAGCUGUGAAUUCUCAAAUAUUCAGUACAUUGUGCUAUGAAUAUAAAAUUGGCUUUUGCAUUACAUUUUUAAGGAAAAUUAAUUGACAACAAAAGAUAAUUUGUUUUCUUCACACUUGUGUUUUCCAAUUUCAACCUCUAAGAAGCAAGCCAAAUGUACAGAAUUUGUGGAAUAAUUUUAAAAACGUGAGUCAAGAAGACAUAAAUUGAGGUUUUCAAGCUGUGCUAGUAUUUAUUUUUAAAAUCAGAGGAAAAAGUGUAAAGAUAUAUCCAAUACCUUAUUAUUAUUAAAUCAUAUUAAUAUAAGACAUAUUUUAAGUAAUUAUUUGUUUCUUGAUAGUCUUUCUAUGAAAAAUGAGAAUUAAGUGUAAAUUAUGAAUACUUUCAAAGUUUGUCUUCAGGCUAAUUUAUUUUAUUCCACAACUGCACUAUGUACAUUCUACAACUGCUACUACUAUUUAUAUAAGUUAUUAAUAAUAAUGCAAAUGAUGUUCUUAAAGUUGACAAAACUUCAUCUAAUUUUCGUUAAUUUUUUUUCUUAAUUCCCUAUUUUUUAAAUACAAACUGUCACGUAGUUUAAUGAAUUCUCAAUUGAGAACAAAAGUACUAAAAAUCUGAAAAUUUACAGUGAAGUUUUAAUGUUGUUACAACUGAAAGAAACAUAAAAUAAUGUUCUUCAACUCUUGUUAUAAUUUCUCUCAUGCUGUCUUAUAUUAUGUGCUCUAUAGGGAUAGAAUAUAAAUGUUUUUUUAGCAAUCUUAUUUUUACUGCUAACCUUUUGAAAAUGACCUUGCAUUACAAUACUUAUUGUGACAUAUAUCAUGUACAUAUAUAUAUAUUUUGAAAAUGAAGAGAAAUAUAAUAUAUUGUUAUACAUAAAGACUUAUGUUAUGAAUAUAUUAUAAAGUGAAAUGGUUUUAUGUGUACCUUUUUUUAAGCUAAUAAGUCUAUCAAGAGAUAUUACUCUCCAAGGCUGUGUUGACAAUAAUUUCUAGAUUUCUUGAAGUAAAGGAAUCUAGCUAAAACAUGACAAUAUACAUAAUAUAUAUUAAUGUUGAAAAUAUUAGACAUUUAGAUUAGAUAAAGCAAUGUGUUGUGUGAAAGUGUAACUACAGUGAACUGCUAGAAAAUGGUAGAAAUUUCAUAAUGCAGUUGUCCUCAUAAAUGUUUGGUGUUUUUGAACUUUUUGUGUUUUAAGAUUCUUAGACCACAGAAAAUUAGUAUGAAUACAAGUUAUUGUAAUGAUUGGUUUCAUUCUAAACUUACUGUGAAAAAAUUGAGAUCAUUAGAAAAAACCUGUUAAUGUGUUUUGUAAAAUAUUGCACAUUUUAUCAUUGUAAGAAAUGUGAUGAAUGCUUUGAAGGAAGUAAAGAUUGAGUUUCAAAACAAGAAAAUGUAAUUAAUCAUGUACUGUUAAAAUAAUUGAUAGGCAAAUAUUUGGCCUAUGAGCAUAUGUGGUGGCUUUAUAAUUAUAUUAAUAAUUAGUGAAGAAGGAAAUAUUGAUGUAAUUAUCUUGCACUUUUUAUACAAUCACAUUCUCUUAGAAGUAGCAUUGAUUUGUAAAAGGUUGAUCAUGAAACAAUUUGCUUUUAUUAUUGGGAAAGUGUAACUAAAAUGUUAUAGAAACUUUUUCAAAUUAAAGAUGUUGGAAGGUGUCAUAAACACAUAGUAAAUUAAUCCAGUUUUGUUCUUUAGCUUUUUUCUUUCCAUCAGCGUUAAAUUGCCAUUCAUUUGUCCAUGUUUAUUUAACAUACAGUUAUUUUGAAAUGAAAAUUUCCUCAUAUAACGUUCUAUUAAAGUUCUUGUAAAAUUUUAUAAGGGAAAAGAAAUAACUCUGGUUGGUAACAUCAUUAAUAUUGCAGAUUUUAUUUCAAAAGUCUUAAAUUCCCUUAAAUAUGCCCAAAAUACCUUGACUGACAAACCUUAUUUACAAUAGUGAAAUCUGUCUUAAGCAGCCUCUAAAGGUCCCAGUGAAAAUUGACUGUUAAUUUAGCUGGCCGUUUAAUGAAGGUUAUGAGGAAGUGUGAAUCAGAUCUAAUUGUUUUAAUUGCUAUGAAAUAAAAUGUUUUCCAUAAAAUAAUUUUAAUUACCUAGGGUACCACAAAAUUCAGCUUAAAACAAACAUCACUUGAAUUAUAAAAUGUGGUCAGAUAUAUUCAUGCAUGGAUUUUACUUGUUUGUAAAGCAAGUUUACAUCUCUUUUUAGCUGUACAGGCUUUGAAACUCCCUAAAAGUGUAACCUGAUUUAUAAUUUUAUUAAGUUGUGCUUUUCUGCCCUUAAAAAUGUCAACAAGUUUUCUAUCAGAAACCAUUUUCUUGUUUACCAUAUUUUCUAGGAUCACUUGCCUCCUCUUGACUAGUGGCAAACAUCCUUGACUUUGCAUUUUUUAUCUUAUUGCUUCCAUGGAACUGAACUCGUAAGCAAACGAAACUUGAAAAUGCAAUUCACAUUCACUGAGCCAAGCCAGGGUAGUUUUAACCCUUGUUGGGGCUCCGUAGCAGUUCGGGAUUGGG
Gryllus bimaculatus (two-spotted cricket) is the source of this 8751-nucleotide messenger RNA. Lineage: Eukaryota; Metazoa; Arthropoda; Insecta; Orthoptera; Gryllidae. The record is from the annotation of a GenBank genome assembly.